Humulus lupulus (European hop) is the source of this 2071-nucleotide messenger RNA. Its product is annotated as glucan endo-1,3-beta-glucosidase 3. Gene Ontology annotation, biological process: carbohydrate metabolic process. The transcript is spliced from 4 exons. Gene Ontology annotation, cellular component: plasma membrane. Lineage: Eukaryota; Viridiplantae; Streptophyta; Magnoliopsida; Rosales; Cannabaceae. Gene Ontology annotation, molecular function: hydrolase activity, hydrolyzing O-glycosyl compounds. The record is from RefSeq and is a predicted model, not a curated record. The coding region runs from base 232 to 1728 and encodes 498 amino acids.
UCUCAAAUCCUCAAAAGGAGCUUCCUUUUCUCUCUCUCUCUCUCUCUCUAAUAUUCUUCUUAGUUGCUUUUGUUUUCGCUUUUGUUUUUUUAAGCCUCCCUUUUUCUUCUUCUUUUUUUUUUCUUUACUACCUCUUCUGGGUAGUGAGGUUUUCUGGAGCUCUCUUGCCUUGCGUGGGGUUUUUUAGUUUGUGUGGUUUGUUGAAGACUGAAGAUUGUUUUUUGAGGAUUAAUGGCGGGUCUUAUUCUGUUUUUGCUUCUGGCAGUCUCUGUUGUUGCAGCUGAUGAAGAUGCCUUCAUUGGUGUAAAUAUUGGUAAUGACGUUUCUGACAUGCCAACCCCGACCCAAGUGGUGGCCCUUCUCAAAGCUCAGAAUAUUAAACAUGUAAGACUUUUCGAUGCAGAUCGAGCUAUGCUUCUUGCACUUGCAAACACAGGCAUACAGGUGAUUGUAUCUAUUCCAAAUGAGCAGCUUCUUGGGAUUGGUCAGUCCAAUGCCACUGCUGCCAAUUGGGUUUCUCGCAAUGUGAUUGCACAUGUCCCUGCCACCAACAUCACAGCCAUAGCUGUUGGAUCUGAAGUCUUGUCGGCCCUCCCGAAUGCUGGCCCCAUCCUAGUUUCUGCGUUAAAAUUCAUCCACUCUGCCCUUGUUGCCUCUAAUCUUGAUAGCCUAAUAAAAGUAUCCACCCCACAUGCUUCUUCCAUUAUUCUUGACUCCUUUCCACCUUCCCAAGCCUUCUUUAAUCGCACAUGGGACCCUGUCAUGGUUCCCCUGCUUAAGUUUUUGCAAUCUACUGGGUCAUACCUUAUGCUCAAUGUCUACCCAUAUUACGAUUACAUGCAAUCAAAUGGUGUGAUCCCCUUGGACUAUGCACUAUUCCGCCCCCUUCCUCCAAACAAAGAAGCCGUGGAUGCUAAUACACUCCUGCAUUACACCAAUGUCUUCGAUGCUGUUGUUGAUGCUGCUUAUUUUGCAAUGUCCUAUUUGAACGUUACGAAUGUACCUGUUGUAGUGACUGAAUCAGGCUGGCCCUCCAAGGGUGACUCAUCAGAGCCUGAUGCUACGGUCGAAAAUGCUAAUACUUACAAUAGUAACUUGAUUAGACAUGUGCUUAACAACACAGGGACACCAAAACAUCCUGGAAUGGCUGUUAGUACCUUUAUGUACGAGCUUUACAAUGAGGAUUUGAGACCUGGUUCUACAUCUGAAAAGAACUGGGGACUAUUUGAUGCGGAUGGAAUACCAGUUUAUAUCUUGCAUUUGACGGGUGCUGGGACUGUUCUGGCAAAUGACACUACAAAUCAGACUUUUUGUGUUGCUAAGGAAGGUUCUGACCGCAAGAUGCUACAGGCAGCGUUGGAUUGGGCAUGUGGACCGGGCAAAGUUGAUUGCUCACCUUUGUUGCAGGGGCAAUCAUGUUAUCAACCAGACAAUGUGAUUGCGCAUGCAACCUACGCUUUCAAUGCUUACUUUCAGCAUAUGGCAAAGUCUCCUGGAACAUGUGAUUUUAAAGGAGUGGCAACCAUCACUACAACAGAUCCAAGCCAUGGUUCUUGUAUAUUUCCAGGAAGUGCUGGAAGAAAUGGAACCUUUGUAAAUGGCACAUCACUUGCUCCAUCAUCAAAUUCUACGGCUUCUGGUUGCCACUCGCAGUAUUUUGACCAUGGCAGUUCUUUCGCCAGCUCUGUGAUCAUAGGCAUCUUAUUUUUUACUGUAUUUUUCUUGUAGAAACUACAUUUAUUUGUAAUUGUGCGACUCUUUUGACAGCAGUAGGAAUCUUUAGAAACAAUCUGUUUCGCAACUGUUGGUGGAACCAUUAGAAACCCAAUUUUGUGUCCCUAUUGGGGUUUGGGGGGGUUCAGGGUUGCCUGCUUGAGAUGAACUAUAUUUAUUAGUCAUUCAGGAAGAAGUUGUAAGGUAUUUGUCCAUUGGAGUGUGUACAAAAAGACCAAGGCGAUUAUUUCAGUUUAAUUCUGUAACUAGCUUUGUAGGAAAAAUUUGAGUUGUAUUCUUUGAACUGAACUGAAAUGAAAUGUACCACUUUCUUCUUGAAAUGAAACUACAUUAUAUU